AUGGAACCGCCAAAUGCGAGCAAUUCUCAUUGUGCGGUGGAGAUAGCCACUAUGAUGACGGAGGUGCACAAGGUGGUGCCACCACCUCGCCGGAGUACCCUUCAGAAACUCAAGACAAGAUUCAAAGAAACCUUGUUUCCUGAUGACCCUCUCCGGCAAUUCAAGGGACAGUCAUCCAAAACAAAAUUUAUUCUUGGAGCUCAGUAUAUUUUCCCUAUAUUAUUGUGGGGUCCUAAAUAUAAUCUCAAAUUAUUCAAAUCUGAUAUUGUUUCUGGUCUCACCAUUGCCAGCCUCGCCAUUCCUCAGGGUAUUAGUUAUGCAAAGUUAGCUAAUUUGCCUCCAAUUGUUGGUCUUUAUUCAAGUUUUGUGCCGCCCCUUGUAUAUGCUGUUCUUGGAAGCUCAAGGGAUCUUGCAGUAGGUCCAGUUUCCAUUGCCUCUCUGAUCAUGGGAUCAAUGCUGAGACAAGAAGUUUCACCAGGGAAAGAUCCUAUUUUGUUUCUUCAACUGGCAUUUUCUUCAACAUUUUUUGCUGGUCUUUUUCAAGCUUCUCUAGGAUUUUUAAGGCUUGGAUUUAUUAUUGAUUUCCUUUCAAAAGCAACCCUUGUUGGAUUCAUGGCUGGUGCUGCUAUUAUUGUUUCUCUUCAGCAACUUAAGAGUCUUCUUGGCAUAACAAAUUUUACCAAACAAAUGGGCUUGGUUCCUGUUCUCAGUUCUGUUUUCCAUCGCACAGACGAGUGGUCAUGGCAAACUAUACUAAUGGGGUUAUGCUUCCUCGUGUUUCUUCUUUUCACAAGGCACAUUGGUAUGAAAAAACCAAAGCUGUUUUGGGUGUCAGCGGGGGCACCUCUACUUUCAGUCAUCCUCUCCACUCUGCUGGUUUUUGCAUUCAAAGCACAGAAUCAUGGCAUCAGUGUAAUUGGAAAACUACAAGAAGGAUUAAAUCCUCCUUCAUGGAACAUGUUGCAUUUUCAUGGAAGCCACUUAGGACUAGUAAUGAAAACUGGCCUUGUCACUGGCAUUAUUUCACUCACUGAGGGAAUUGCCGUGGGGAGGACUUUCGCUGCUCUGAAAAACUAUCAAGUAGAUGGAAACAAGGAAAUGAUUGCAAUUGGACUUAUGAAUAUAGUUGGUUCUUCCACUUCUUGCUAUGUUACGACUGGUGCUUUCUCAAGAUCAGCUGUGAAUCACAAUGCAGGUUGCAAAACUGCAGUCUCUAACAUAAUAAUGUCAGUAACAGUUAUGGUGACACUCCUCUUCCUCAUGCCACUCUUUCAAUACACUCCAAAUGUGGUGUUGGGAGCAAUUAUUAUUACUGCUGUCAUCGGCCUUAUUGAUAUUCCGGCUGCCUAUCAGAUUUGGAAAAUCGACAAAUUUGACUUCUUAGUGUUGCUAUGUGCAUUCUUGGGUGUCAUUUUUAUCUCCGUCCAAGAAGGCCUUGCCAUUGCUGUUGGGAUAUCCAUUUUUAAGGUGCUCCUGCAAAUUACAAGGCCGAAAGCAGUAAUGUUGGGAAAUAUACCAGGAACGAAUAUAUAUCGUAAUCUUCACCAUUACCAAGAUGCUCUUAGAGUUCCAGGCUUCCUCAUUUUAAGCAUUGAAGCUCCAAUUAACUUUGCUAACACAACUUAUCUCAAGGAAAGGAUUUCAAGAUGGAUAGAAGAGAAUGAAGCAGAGGAUGUAAAUGGAAAAAAGCAGUCCACAAUCAAGUUCGUCAUACUCGAUUUGUCAGCCGUGAGUGCAAUUGAUACAAAUGGAGUCUCAUUCUUCAAAGAUUUGAGGAUGGCACUAGAAAAGAAAGGUCUAGAGCUUGUAUUGGUGAAUCCACUUGGUGAGGUGAUUGAAAAGUUGCAGAGGGCUGAUGACUACAGAGAAUUAGCAAGGCCUGAUUGCAUGUUCUUGACAGUGGAAGAAGCUGUAGCUGCUCACUUGUCAACAAUCAAGAACCAAUCAUCCAACCCUAUAUAA
Messenger RNA from Fraxinus pennsylvanica, 1962 nucleotides. The record is from the annotation of a GenBank genome assembly. NCBI's taxonomy places the organism in Eukaryota, Viridiplantae, Streptophyta, Magnoliopsida, Lamiales, Oleaceae.